AUGAGGACCCCAGUCGUGCCCAUACGAGUUUUAACGCAUAAUAUCCGACAUGGCGGCUCAGACCUGUUCAAAGGAGAGCUGCCUUGGGGUGAACGCAAACAGUUGCUCUUGAACGAAUUCGAAUAUGAAACUCGAUACUGUGAAGAGUCAUUCAUUUGUUUGCAGGAAGUUCUCCAUGAGCAACUGGGUGACGUUGUGGCCGGGCUGAACCAGGAUAUAUAUCCUGGAGCAUCGGAGUGGGCCUACAUUGGUGUUGGCAGAGACGACGGCCACGAGGCCGGAGAAUAUUCCCCAAUUUUCUAUCGGCCAUCGGUUUGGCAGCUAGUGCAUUGGGAGACAGUAUGGUUAUCCAAGACGCCGAAUAUACCCUCGAAAAGCUGGGAUGCAGCCUCGAUUCGCAUCGUCACCAUUGGCAUUUUGCAGCAUCGUAAGAGUGGCCAUACGGUUCUUGCCAUGAACACUCACCUCGAUGAUCAGGGAUCUCGCUCCCGGCUUGAGGCCGCACGUAUAAUUCUAGGAAAGAUCUACGAAUACAGCCAGAAUGACCUUUCCAAGCUCAUCUCAGGCAUCUUUUUGGCUGGUGACUUCAAUAGUGAGGAAAACCAAGAAGCUUACCAAGAGCUGACAACAAGCUUGCUGGAUGCAUAUAAGCAAGUUCCAAGCCGACGACACUUUGGAGACUAUAUUACCUGGACUGGGUUUGGAUACGAGGAUGAACCCCGUUCACGCAUUGAUUAUGUGUUGGUACCUAAAGAGAGUCCGAGGCAAAGGCUGAAAGUCGCUGGAUAUGCUGUGUUACCAAACCAGUUUGAUAAUGGUGUUUUGAGCUCCGAUCAUCGUGCUGUCGUUGUGGAUUUCAUACUAUAA
Penicillium canescens is the source of this 867-nucleotide messenger RNA. RefSeq names its product endonuclease/exonuclease/phosphatase family protein. NCBI's taxonomy places the organism in Eukaryota, Fungi, Ascomycota, Eurotiomycetes, Eurotiales, Aspergillaceae. The record is from RefSeq and is a predicted model, not a curated record. The transcript has a single exon. Bases 1 to 867 code for a protein of 288 amino acids. Gene Ontology annotation, molecular function: 3'-5'-RNA exonuclease activity.